AUGGAUUGCAGAUUCAAUAAAACCCUUCUUGUCAUCCUAUCCCUCUCUUCUCUUCUUCUAUCUACCAAUGCCGUCCCUUCGACUCGAUUUAUCGAUGUCAUUUCCACAAGCUUCCCAGCUGCAGUUCACAAAAGUAUUACCACAAGUUUCCCGGCUGCAGAGUACAAAAGUAUUUCCACAAGUUUCCCAGCUGCAGAGUACAAAAGUAUUUCCACAAGUUUCCCAGCUGUAGCCCCCUCAAGCGGCCAUUAUGAAUUCACUCCCACAAAUGUCCCAGCUGCAGCCCCUUCAAGCCGCUAUUAUGAAUUCACUCCCACAAAUGUCCCAGCUGCAGCCCCUUCAAGCGGCGUUAUUGCCUCUGGUGACAGUAGCGCUAUUCUAGAACAGGCAUCACAGUCUGGCUAUCCCGAGAUCGCGCAACUAUGUAUCGACGGUGAGAACAUAGCUCUUUGUGCUGAAACCAUUUUGAAACAAAUGACUGGUCCUUUUGAUCCCCUCAAGGCACUUGAGAUCGCGGUUGAUGCCACCCUCGACCAAGCCAUGACCGUAGCUGGUACCAUUGACGAGUUGCUUCGUGACCCUAGCACCGAUAAAAAGGCCAUGGAUGCCCUUGGCGUAUGUGAAGAAGAAUAUGACGAUAUGUUGGAUGCAAUCGAAGAGACAGUGGAUUUACUUCAAAACCAAAAUAUUGUGGAUGCUUAUUACAAGUUCAACUCUGUGUUAUCUCUAAAAUCUACAUGCGACGAUGCUUUUGCGGAGUCUCCUGGUGUUACGAUGCCAUUUUCUCAGGAUUCUCAAAUUCUAUUUCAGUUGGGUGGUAAUUGUUUGGGCAUCAUGAACGACUUAGUUAAUCACGCCAAAAUUUAG
Molecule: messenger RNA, 867 nt
Organism: Lathyrus sativus (Indian pea)
Lineage: Eukaryota; Viridiplantae; Streptophyta; Magnoliopsida; Fabales; Fabaceae
Source: the annotation of a GenBank genome assembly